AUGAUCGGCUUCUACUUCCUCUGGCUGAGGCACACCUUGGUCUCGCUUGUGCUGCUGGUGCCCGUCGUGAGCGUGCUGUUCGUUGCGAUCCAGAGCUUCGACGACUUCAACUACCGCUUCGAACGCGCAGGCGCGCCGAUCGAGGAGAAGAGGGGCCUGGCUGUCGUAUUCUUGUCCUCGGCCUUCUGCCUUUCCCUGUGGGGGCAGUUUUACGUCAAGGGAUGGAAGCGGCUGGAGAGCUACUACAGGGAGCUGUGGGGCGUCGAGCUGGCAGAGUUCAGUGACGUCCGGCGACCCGACUACAGGGGGGACUACAAGCCUAGUCCCAUCAACGAGCACGUGAUGACGAAAGCGUAUAGCCCGUGGAAGAGGCGCGCGGUUUUUCUCAUAGCAUUCGUCGUCACCCUUGUUUUCAUCGGGAUGGUUAUCGGCACUGUAAUGCUGGUAUAUUAUUCAGAUUUUCACGAGGACCUGACCGCCACCGGGGUGUCCAUCUUAUUCUCGGUGCAGAUUUUCGCCUACCAGCUCGUUUGGGACUCCUUGUCAGACAAGCUCGUUGAGCUGCAAAACCCUAGGACCGACAUGGAGGCCAGAAAUAUGGACGUUGCGGUCCUCUUCCCGUUCAGCUUCGUCAGCGCGUACGCGAACCUCGCCGUCAAGGCCGUCUACGAAGAUUCCCCGUGGGGGCAAUCUUGCUUGUCAGAAGACUGCACGAAGAAGAUGGAGCUGUUGCUGUACCAGGUGGUCCUCCCCGUCUUUUUCGCCCAGGCAGUGUCGAUGCUGAAGCCGUACGUGAUACUCCGCUUCUCGCUGUGGUGGGAGGCCAGGCGAUUGCUGAAGCAGGGGAGGAAGAUCCACCGGGGCUUCAUCGAGGUGCAGGCCAAGCGACCGCCAUUCGGGCCCUCGCAGCUGAACUCCGAGAUGAACAUCAUGGCCGUCCUCCUCGGGUACGUGCUUCUGUUUGGGUCCGUGGCGCCGGGUAUCGUGGUGGCGGUAACCUUGAUAUUUUUGGUGAAGAUUCGCAUCGACGCCUUCAAGCUCUGCAACGUGUACCAGCGGGUGAUACCCGCCAGGCUCCCGCCAGAUGGCAUCGGCCAGUGGGGCAAGGUCGUGCAGGCCCUAGCUGAAGUGGGCCGCAUGACGUGUUUGUUCAUCCCUAUCUUCAAUUUAAGUUACUUCAACAGCCCUGGCGUCGACGAGGGCCAAGACUGGCUCCUGGACGCCCUUGGGGCAGCACCCCAUGGCUUGUCCGACCUGCAGAAGGUGGUAUUAUGGUUUGCUUGCAAGGAGGUGCUCGACCGUCUUGGACAGCUAGUUGACUUCCUCAUCCCAGACGUCAGCACAGAGACCAAGCUAAUGAGGGCCAAGCGCCAGAAGGUCGCCAAGAGGAUGCGCAACCAGCUCGCCACCAGGAAGGGCUGGAACGGAGCCGACGAGGAGGAGCAGCCGGCACUCAACUGCUGCAUGGUCUCGAAGAGCUGUGCCUUCGAGACGAUGAGCCCGCGGGCCGGACAGAUCUACAGAGACGUUGACACCAAGACUACAAAGCACCUGAAAGACCUCGACCUGUGGGACAAGGCCGACAAGAGCGACUUCGGGCUCCCCUUCGACAGGGUGACCUACUUCGGGUGA
Messenger RNA from Prorocentrum cordatum, 1632 nucleotides. NCBI's taxonomy places the organism in Eukaryota, Dinophyceae, Prorocentrales, Prorocentraceae. The record is from the annotation of a GenBank genome assembly.